UAGUCAGUAAAUUGCCACCCUCGCCGCGUAACGCACACUUCGGACACAAAUUAUUACAUAUCAAUAUAUUGUAGAAAAAUAUAAGGAAUAAUAUUUUCUAUUAAUAAGUAAAAGAACUUAUUCGUUGCUCAUGAAUAAUACAAUGCUUGAAAUGUCGAGUCGGCAGAACCUUUAUCCGACGAUAUUGCAAGUUAACGCCAACGAGGAGCAAGACAAGGACUCUAAGACAUGUGGCAAGAUAUUGGUCGUCUUGUCCUGGAUCUUUGUCGUGAUGACGAUGCCUUUUUCACUUUUCAUAUGUUUUAAGGUGGUCCAAGAGUACGAGAGAGCCGUCAUUUUCCGCCUCGGCCGUUUGCUAUCAGGAGGAGCUAAAGGACCAGGUAUUUUCUUUAUUCUGCCGUGCAUCGACACCUAUGCUCGCGUGGACCUGCGAACGAGGACCUACGACGUGCCUCCUCAAGAGGUUUUGACGAAGGAUUCCGUGACUGUGUCCGUCGAUGCCGUCGUGUACUAUCGUGUCCAUAACGCAACAAUAUCAAUAGCAAAUGUGGAAAACGCCCAUCACUCAACCAGGCUACUAGCGCAAACAACACUACGAAAUACCAUGGGUACUCGACCUCUGCAUGAGAUUCUGAGUGAGCGGAUGACCAUCUCUGGAAACAUGCAACUUUCACUGGACGAGGCCACAGAAGCUUGGGGUAUUAAAGUGGAAAGGGUUGAAAUCAAGGAUGUGCGGCUGCCGGUGCAGCUGCAACGUGCUAUGGCGGCGGAGGCCGAGGCCGCGCGGGAGGCCCGGGCCAAGGUCAUCGCCGCGGAGGGCGAGCAGAAAGCCUCCAGGGCCCUGAGGGAAGCCUCCGAGGUCAUCGGCGACAGCCCCGCUGCUCUGCAACUGAGAUAUCUGCAGACGCUGAACACAAUAUCGGCCGAAAAGAAUUCAACAAUAGUAUUCCCUUUGCCAAUCGACAUAUUAACAUACUUCAUGAAGGCGAGAGAAGAAAGGGAUUAGUAUUCGAAUGUACAAUGAACAAUGAAGUUCUUAUAAUCAUAUUUAUCUAUUACUACUUCAUUAUAUAAUUUGUCUACACACGUCUAUUGCUAGACAUAUACCUAAGCCUCUCCUAUGGAAAACACAAUCUUGUCCAUCCAAUGGCCUUCUUCAUUCAAAAACAUAACUCUACGUCUAGUACAGAUUUAUAAUUGGCCAAAAACUAGAAGAAUUUACGUUUUCUUGCAUACAAAGUGGCGCCUCUUUCCUCUUGAAACUAUGAAGAAACACUCGAUGAUGACAGAACAAAACUUAAACUUUUCCGUUUUUGUAAAUUGCAAAACGCUUACUAGAGGCUCUGUUAAAUAAAUGUAAAGACCUCGUCAGAUCAUCAAUACGGAGGUAGGUACUUAAGUAUAUUAGAUAUACUUACUAACCCGAUAUGAUCAGCUGACCAAAAUAAUAUCAUGCCCGAUUUUGAUGCUCAAAGAGACUCACUUAUAAAACUUAGGCUGAUUAAACAGUGAAUACAUAAUUAAAUUCGUCUUAUGGCAAUGCACUGGAUGUAGCUAUCGAUGUAAGUAGGUAUACAGGGUUAUUGGUAAGUAGACUGGAUCCUUUCAGGAGGUGAUAGAGGAAGGCAUUUCCAGUCGAUUGAACCCUAUAAUGCAUUAUCC
Plutella xylostella (diamondback moth) is the source of this 1662-nucleotide messenger RNA. Its product is annotated as band 7 protein AGAP004871. The record is from RefSeq and is a predicted model, not a curated record. Gene Ontology annotation, cellular component: plasma membrane. NCBI's taxonomy places the organism in Eukaryota, Metazoa, Arthropoda, Insecta, Lepidoptera, Plutellidae.